UUGCAUUGCGGCAACUUGAACCACCAAAUCCAGAUGAGAUUACAAAAGGUUUGAUACCGUCAAGAUCAACUGUCGAACCAGAACCUACAAAGUCUAAAUACAAAGGAAAAUCAAUUGGCGGCAUUUCAGGAUUAUUGAAUGGUCUUUCUACUCCAACCUCAGAUAUUACUAAUAAUAUUCAUCAGACAACAACUCCUCCUUUAUCAAAUAUUAUAACUCCCACAAAACCUGUUUCAAUUAAACCAACUUAUAAUCCUUCAAAUGAACUUCCUAAAGAGACGCAUAAUCAACCUCCUCAUAACAGCUUGGAAAAUUCUGGUAUUUAUAGUGGUGAUGAAAUUACUUAUUCAUGGAUGGUUCUAAGUGUUGUUUGCGCUUUUUUAAUUGGGUUUGUUGGGCUUUUAUCUGUUUAA
Messenger RNA from Dentiscutata heterogama, 413 nucleotides. NCBI's taxonomy places the organism in Eukaryota, Fungi, Glomeromycota, Glomeromycetes, Diversisporales, Gigasporaceae. The record is from the annotation of a GenBank genome assembly.